Messenger RNA from Zonotrichia leucophrys gambelii, 982 nucleotides. It is a transcript of the gene RGS1, whose product is annotated as regulator of G protein signaling 1. The record is from RefSeq and is a predicted model, not a curated record. Bases 25 to 624 code for a protein of 199 amino acids. The transcript is spliced from 5 exons. Lineage: Eukaryota; Metazoa; Chordata; Aves; Passeriformes; Passerellidae.
UGCUUCACGUUAGAGCCAAGGAAAAUGCCUGGAUUCUUUUUCUCCCAUGACAACAUGACUGAAUUAAAUGGAAAAGAAGAUUGCAAGCUUGCAAAAGGCAAAGUCCAUAAAAAGAAGCAAAAGGCUUUUGGUGCAGAUCUCAAAAGUUAUUUGAAGUGCAUGGUGCCACAUAUUGAAUCUGGGAUCAAGACUUCCAGCUCUAGAAAUGUCAUGCUUUCUGCAGAGGAAGUUAUUCAGUGGUCACAGUCUUUGGAAAAGCUCUUGGCCAGCCAAAGUGGCCAAGGUGUCUUUCGGGAGUUCCUGAAGUCAGAGUUCAGUGAGGAAAACAUCGAGUUCUGGUUGGCUUGUGAGGAUUACAAGAAAACCAAGUCUGAUCAUUUACAUGGCAAAGCAGAGAGGAUUUACGAGGAGUUUGUUCAGUCAGAUGCCGUUAAGCAGAUCAAUAUUGACUAUCAGAUGAGGGAAGCAACAGCCAAAAAGGCUCAAGACCCAACUCACACAAGUUUUGAUGAAGCCCAGAAAACAGUGUAUAUCCUUAUGGAAAGAGAUUCGUAUCCCAGGUUUUUAAAAUCCAAAUCCUACCUGAACCUUUUGAACCAGCUGCAAACCAACACUUCGAAAUAAAGUAUCUGAGGCAUGAAGAGCCAAGUAGACUCUGUCAAAUAUCCUGCGAAGAGAUCCUCCACGGUGGUUGGAUCUUGCCAAGGAAAAUCCCUGUCUUGGGAGAUGCAAACAGCUCCACAGGCAACAGGAUGCACGAUAAAAGCUGGUGAGGUUUUCAUGAGGGUGAGAGCAGCACAGGGAGAAAAUCCUCUGCUCUCACAUGCCACAGAGUCAAGACAGGAUGUGGAAACCAAGUUUUGACCUGCACUAUGAACACUGAACUGUGUCUUAGGUCCCAAAGAACUGCUGAUUGUUAGGAAGUGCAAGACCUCCAAACUGAGCAUUGGGAAAAGACUAUUAAGUUCAGAAGAAAAACUAG